AGAGGGAAGAGCCCGGGAGGCGCUGGGGUGCCCCGGAUGAAGAGCGUGGCUGGAGCUUAGACUUGGGCUGAGAAGACAUCGCAGCUUAGAACGGGGCUGGGGAAAGUGGGUGGAGGGGUGGCACCAGCAUGAGGCAGAGCUGAGGGGGCGAAGCUGAGGUCGGGGUUUACGGCUGGCUCGGCCAAGCUGAGGUUCAGGUUUGGACUUCUGCGGGCCAGAGUCUUGUAGAGAGGAAGAACUGGGCCGAGAGCGAUGUGGGUGAGGACGACAAUGACCAUUGAAAGGUGGACUAAGAAAAAGACUGAGGACAAUGCCAACGUCUGGGAUGAUAGCAGCAGUGAUGUAAACAGGUUACCCAGCUGGGAAAGAGGACGUCUGCUGGCUGGCGUGGCGUCUAGCACUGAUGCAUCUAUCUUCUCCUCUGAAGACUCCGACCCCUUAGGCGAAUUCAAGGACACUGACAGGUGCUGCUGGAAUCACAAGCAGUGCACUGGGCAUGUCAUCCACCCCUUCACCUCUGAUUGUGGUCACUACAACCUGCACCUGCACUCGCUCAGCCACUGUGACUGUGACUCUAGGGUGAAGGACUGCUCAGAGAAGACAAACAGCAGCAGCUCCCAAGAUGUAGGCCCAACCUGUUCCCGAGAUGUGGGCCCAACCUGUUUCGACAUCAUCCAGACCCCUUGCUUUGAGCUCAUCCCCGAGGAAGAGUAUGUGGAGCGGUUCUGGUAUGGCUGGUGCAAAAGCUACAGGCCUGUCUCUGUGGCAGUGAUCCACCAUCCCCUCCACCACGAAUUUAGAGAUGACCUAAAUGAAGAAGAAGAAGAGGAGGAAGAAAGCAGACCUCCCAUCCCGACCCAGGUGGGGCCCACCGCCACCACACCCGCUGACAAAGGCAUAGGAAUGGGCACGAUCACCGGCACACCAGACUCGGCAGCUCCCAUUACCAUCUGGCGCUCUGAGAGUCCCACAGGGAAGUCCCAGGGCAGCAAGGUUAUCAAGAAGGUCAAGAAGAAAAAGGAAAAAGAGAAAGAUGAGGAGGAGACAGAUGAGAAGGCAAAGCUGAAGAAAAAAAUCAAGAAGGGCAAGUUGAUUAAAAAGAAAGGCCCAGUUAAAUCAGAAUCUUCACCUCCAGACUUGAGCAGAUCAAUAAGCCCCAGGGAGCUGGUCAGGCUGUCAGAAUCCAGCCCAGAGAGCCGGGAAGACCUGGAGAGCGAGGACAGUUACAAUGACCCCAGGCAGGAGGAGCCCUCCAGCGAGGAUAUUGUGGAGUCAUCACCCAGAAAGAGAGAGAAGAACGCGGUCCAGGCCAAGAAACUUGGGGCAAAACCCUCUCCAAUCAAGAAGGUCAACAAGAGGAAAUCUCCCCCAGUAUCAAGCCCCAAUCUCAGUUGAGGCCAGGGCGACCAGGGUGAAGAAUAAAUGCCAUCGUGCCUGUCCCAGA
Messenger RNA from Eptesicus fuscus (big brown bat), 1444 nucleotides. RefSeq names its product protein interacting with cyclin A1 (gene PROCA1). Lineage: Eukaryota; Metazoa; Chordata; Mammalia; Chiroptera; Vespertilionidae. Gene Ontology annotation, biological process: phospholipid metabolic process; arachidonate secretion. The transcript is spliced from 5 exons. The coding region runs from base 253 to 1395 and encodes 380 amino acids. The record is from RefSeq and is a predicted model, not a curated record. Gene Ontology annotation, molecular function: A2-type glycerophospholipase activity.